AUGAAACUCGCCAUAAGCCUUUAUGCCAUAAAAAUGAAUCAACAAUACAAGGUAAAAAGGUCACCAUCCAAGGACUACAGCCUAAUAUGUGUUGACAGUAACUGCAAAUGGUACUUCCUAGCAUCAAAACAUGGCAAAACCGACAUGUUUAAGGUCAGAAAACUCAAUGACACUCAUACAUGCUCCCUAGAAAUCAUUUAUGAAGACCAUCCUCAGGCAACAAGUGACAUAAUUGGUGAUUGCAUCAAACGAAGGAUCAUAAACCCCAAAAGAAACUACAAACCAAAUGACAUUGUUGAAGACAUAGCAGAAGAUUAUAGUAUCUCCAUCUCCUACCACAAAGCAUGGAGAGCAAAAGAAAAAGCUACUUUCGACGUUAAAGGUAGCCCAUAUGAUUCAUACAAUGAAAUCCCCGGCUUCCUAUACAUGAUUCAAAAAUGCAACCCAGGAACAAUAACAGAUCUUGUACAAGAUGAUGAGGGGAGAUUCAAAUACUGUUUCUUUGCAUUAGUAUCUUCUAUCAAAGGCUGGAAUCACUGCACACCAAUAAUAGUUGUGGAUGCAACUUUUUUGAAGAAUGCAUAUGGAGGUACUCUUAUAGUUGCUUAUGCACAAGAUGCUGACAGACAUAUAUUUCCACUAGCUUUUGCAAUAGUCGAUUCAGAAAAUGAUGCGUCAUGGCAAUACUUCAUGGAUAAACUCAAACAAACAUAUGGGGAACGGGAAGAGCAAUGCAUAAUUUCAGAUAGACAUGAAAGUAUCGCCAAAUCAGUGAAAAUGAUAUCUCCCAACUUGAUGCAUGGGGUAUGUUGCUUCCAUCUAUUCCAAAAUAUAAAAUCAAGAUUUAGAAAAGGAGGAGAUGAGCUGAGAGAUGCAUUCUAUUGUGCAGCAAAAGCAUAUAAUCUUGCUGAUUUUGAAGGAUUCAUGAAAGAAAUAGACACCAUAGACAACCGAAUUCGUCCUUAG
This is a messenger RNA of Cannabis sativa, 966 nucleotides long. RefSeq lists its product as uncharacterized. The record is from RefSeq and is a predicted model, not a curated record. NCBI's taxonomy places the organism in Eukaryota, Viridiplantae, Streptophyta, Magnoliopsida, Rosales, Cannabaceae. The transcript is spliced from 2 exons. The coding region runs from base 1 to 966 and encodes 321 amino acids.